AUGGUCACCUCAGCUGCCCCACUGUUGCUCCUGGCCAUGACUCUUCCCUUGCUGGGUUCACCAUCGGUCCCCGCAUCACAGCCUGGAGAAGGUCAGGCUGGAGGGGAAUCUGAGAAGCAAAUGCAACAAGACAAUGGAGCAUCGGGGUCCGUACAGAUCGCUGUCUACGUGUCCCUGGACUUUGUGAACAAGGCCUGGCCACCAGAACUCUCUAGCACCCUGGCUAAGCCCUCUGCUUUGUCUUCCUCAUCCUCAAGAGCGCUCUCAGGCCUCAGCCUCACCACAGAGUGUGAUGCCAAGCAAGAUGGGCAUUUCCACUGUGGUUGUCUCCCUGGGUACCAGUGGAACGCCAACAUCUGCUCCCAUCACUCUCUCUGCCCACACUCCUACAAAGGGCCGCCCUGUGCGUGUCUCAUCUUCAACCACCCUGAGCCUGUCUACUGUCAGCUGCUGCCACCUGGGUUUCAGAAGGAAGAGAGGGCAAGCCCAGCCACCUCCUGUCUCUCCGCAGUCCCUGGGAAGCUGAGCCUGGACUCCACGCUGCCCACGCCUGCCAGCACGCUGCAACUGACUCUGCGUACACACCAAGCUGCCACAGGUCUGCACUGGUCCCUGCAGGCCAUAGGGAGUCCCGUCCCCAUCAACCUGUGGCCAGGGACACAGGUGUCCCUGGAUGCUUCGAGCCAGGGCCAGGCGGCCCUCAGCAUCUCCAACCUCUCCCAGGACUGGGCAGGCGAGUACACGUGCCACUUCGAGGCCCAGGGAUUCUGGUGGGAGCUGCACCAGGAGGUGAGGGUGCCCUUGCAGGAGGCAGACGUGGCACUGCUUCCAGACAAGCUCUCUGUCUCCUGUGCUGCUUCGUCUGGCUUCCAGCUGAGCUGCUGCUUCCCUGGGACACACCCACCCUACAAGGCUUCCUGGAGCCCUGAUGAGGGCAGCACAGUCUCCUUACUCAACAAGCUGGGCUCCCAGUGCCUGGUGCUGACAGUUCCCAGCUGCCCCCCGGCUGACACCGAGUAUACGUGUGAACUACAGAGCCCAGAACUGGACACCGUCAGGGUCUCCAUCUCUGUCACCCUCAUCCAAGGUGGAGACAACUUCUGCCCUGAGAACUCCUUGGAUAUCAGGUGGAAUGUCACCAAGGCUGGCUUCGUGGCCCAGGCCCCAUGUCCCGUGGACAGAAUCGGGAUGAUAACGAGGUCCUGUGGGCCUGACGGGGCCUGGGGACCCGUUAACAACACCUGCACAGAUGCCAGGCUCCUGGACUUGCUGCGCCGAGCCAGGCUGCUGCAGGCCGGCCAGCACCUGCCUGCUGAGGAGGUGCCCCAGCUCCUGGAAGAGUUUCCAGAGCAGGUGACGAGGGUGAGCUCACCGUCCGACCUGCUGACACUGCUGGACACAAUGACCGUCCUGGCCAAUGUGGUAGAUGAGGCCAACAUAGAGCUUGGCCAGAGUCCUCUGAAGGCUCUUCUCAACACCACAGACAGGAUCCUAGACCUGGGAAACAGCUCCCUGUGGGCCCCAGCGCAAGCCCAGCUGCCUCUGGCAAGCUCCCAUCUCCUGUUGGCUGUGGAGACGCUGGCAAGCCGACUGCGCCCGCAAGACCACCCCUUCUCCUGCACUUUGCCCAGCGUACAGCUGCAGACCCAGCUCCUUGGAGACACGUUAGCUACCAACUACAAUGCCUCCUUCUCCACACAGCCCCCACUGUGGGUCCAGGUUCCCAGACACUCGCUGGUCCCGCUGGUCCACAGCAAAGCCACGGUUAGCAUCACCAGCUUGCUGCUGAAGAAACUGGACCACCUUUUGCCUUCAAACUAUGCACAGGGUCUGGGGGACUCCCUCCGUGUCACUCCCGGCCUGGUUCUCUCUGUCUCCAUCAUGGCUGGUGGCCAAGCCUUCAAAAAGGGGGAGGUCAUUAUGGACUUUGGAAACAGAGAUGGCACCCCUCACUGUGUUUUCUGGGACCAUGGUCUCUUCCAUGGUGAGGGAGGCUGGUCAGAUGAAGGAUGCCAGGCACAGGCAGCCAAGGCCGACUCCACCACCCAGUGUGUCUGUCAGCAUCUCACUGCCUUCUCCAUUCUCAUGUCUCGACACACUGUCCCAAAGAGCCCUGUCCUGGUCCUGCUGACCCAGCUGGGCCUGGGGGCUUCCAUCGCGGCGCUGCUCGUGUGCCUGGCGGUGUACAGGCUGGUGUGGAGAGUCGUGGUGCGGAACAAAGUUGCCUACUUCCGACACGCAGCGCUGCUCAACGUGGUCCUCUGCCUGCUGGCUGCAGACACCUGCUUUCUGGGAUCCCCGCUGCUCCCCCAAGGCCCCCACAGCCCCCUCUGCCUGGCCACGGCUUUCCUCUGCCAUUUCCUCUACCUGGCCACCUUCUUCUGGAUGUUGGCCCAGGCCCUGAUGUUGGCCCACCAGCUGCUCUUUGUCUUCCAUCAGCUGUCCAAACACUGGGUGCUCCCCCUGAUGGUGGCCCUCGGUUAUCUGUGCCCACUGGGGUUUGCAGGCUGCACCCUGGGCCUCUACCUCCCCCAGGGGCAAUACCUGGGGGAGGGGAACUGCUGGCUAGAUGGGAAGAGGGGGGCGCUAUACAUGUUCGCGGGGCCAGUGCUGGUCAUCGUGGGGGUGAAUGGGUUGGUCGUCGCCAUGGCAGUGCUGAAGUUGCUGAGGCCGUCACUGUCUGAGGGGCCUCAGGUGGAGAAGCGCCAGGCCCUCGUGGGGGUGAUCAAAGCCCUGCUCGUUCUCACCCCCAUCUACGGCCUCACCUGGGGGUUCGGCCUGGCCACGCUGAUAGACGAAGUCUCUGAAGUCUCUCACUACAUCUUCAUCGUCCUCAACACCUCCCAGGGUGUCUUCAUCUUACUGUUUGGCUGUCUCAUGGACAAGAAGGUACAGGAAGCUUUGCGCAAACGUUUCUGCCGCACCCUGCCCUCCAGCUCCACCAUCUCCUUGGCCACAAAUGAAACCUCCAUGUUGGAACAGAGCAAAGAAGAAGUAAAGAUGUCAGAUACAAAGCAAGUCUGA
Elephantulus edwardii (Cape elephant shrew) is the source of this 3024-nucleotide messenger RNA. RefSeq names its product G protein-coupled receptor 113 (gene ADGRF3). The record is from RefSeq and is a predicted model, not a curated record. The coding region runs from base 1 to 3024 and encodes 1007 amino acids. Gene Ontology annotation, cellular component: membrane. Gene Ontology annotation, molecular function: G protein-coupled receptor activity. The transcript has 14 exons. Gene Ontology annotation, biological process: cell surface receptor signaling pathway; G protein-coupled receptor signaling pathway. Lineage: Eukaryota; Metazoa; Chordata; Mammalia; Macroscelidea; Macroscelididae.